Molecule: messenger RNA, 958 nt
Organism: Brassica oleracea var. oleracea
Lineage: Eukaryota; Viridiplantae; Streptophyta; Magnoliopsida; Brassicales; Brassicaceae
Product: MATH domain and coiled-coil domain-containing protein At2g42465-like
Exons: 3
Coding region: 32-889 (285 amino acids)
Molecular function (GO): protein binding
Source: RefSeq, a predicted model, not a curated record
ACCAUAAAUUAAGAGAGAGCUUCUGAAAGUCAUGGCGAACCACACUGAUGAGAUGACUUACUCUUUUGAGAUAGACAACUUCUCCCAAAGGAAUACUAUAUUUAGGACUCCAAUAUUCUCAACCCGAUCCUGCAACUGGUUUGUUUACGUAUAUCCCAAGGGAGAUAAAAUUAGUAAAAAUAUGUCUCUGUGGCUAAAAGUUCCAGAUCCUCUCUUACGGCCUUUGUGUUGGUCGAGACAGACAUCGUUUCGCUUCGUCGUUGUCAACCCAUCCGACGUUAACAGUUCCCGAAGUUUCAAAUCUAUUGACCCCAUCUUUAACAAGGGACAGCCAUUCUGGGGUUUUAGAACGGACUUGAGUCUUUCCAAACUUCAAGAGGGAAAAUUUCUUGUGAACGACAAACUCAAAAUUGAAGUCUACAUAGGUGGUAUCUCUGUUCAUGGUGGACUAGAUCCACAUGUGUUACCCGAAAAGAAGAAGGAGACCGUGUGUGUCAAUGGCUUCCAAGUUCUUGAUUCUCAAGUAAAGUCAGCAAAGUGGAUUUUUGAGACUUACCCGGAAACAGCAUUGUAUAUUCAACCACAAGAUCCACAGCUUAAGACAGCAUACAUGAACAUUCUCCUCAGAAUCUACGAGAAACUAUAUAACAGUCCUCUUGAGAAGCUCACCGAGGGUGAACUAAGUAACAUUUCCAAGGGUUUGCUUGAUCUGACACAAGCUGGUUUUAAGCUGGAAUGGUUGAGGGAAAAGCUUGAGAAGGUUUCCCUGGAGAGGAAGAAACUAUCUGGUUAUGAAGCUCAGGCUAAAGAACUUGAGAAACAGUUGAAGAGUCUUGAGCUGAUGAUGUGUAAUCUCAAAGCUGAGAUCAAGUUGAAAGCCGAGAGCUAAUUAUAUUAUGAUAUUUGGUUAGGUAUUUCUAGUUUUCAUUAUAUCUUAUGAUUUAUUCUUUUUUUGUCU